Messenger RNA from Terrapene triunguis (Three-toed box turtle), 368 nucleotides. Its product is annotated as nitric oxide synthase, endothelial-like. The record is from RefSeq and is a predicted model, not a curated record. Gene Ontology annotation, biological process: nitric oxide biosynthetic process. The transcript has 3 exons. The annotation marks the transcript as partial. Gene Ontology annotation, molecular function: nitric-oxide synthase activity. Lineage: Eukaryota; Metazoa; Chordata; Testudines; Emydidae.
GCGAUGGGGAACCUGCAGGGAGUGCUGCACGAGCCCGCCCACACCUGUGCCCUCAGCCUCUGCUCCCGGCAACGGGGCUCCGUGCCCGAGGACGGCGCCGGCUGCGCCAAGGCCAGCUCUGUGCCUGUCCGCCCCAUUGAGCCCCCAAGAUACUCACGGAUCAAGAACUGGGAAGUGGGUACCAUCGCCUACGACACGCUCAGUGCCCAGGCCACGCAGGAGCUGCCCUGCAGUGGGAAGCGGUGUCUGGGCUCCCUCUUGUUCCCCAAGAAGAUGGUUUGCCAGGCAGAUGAGGGGCCCCCACCCAAGGAGGAGCUGCUGCCCCUGGCCCGGGACUUCAUCCACCAGUACUACAGCUCCAUCAAGCG